GAGUGUAUCAUGCAUGAUGACUGGAUCAGAUCCGUGGAGGCAGAUUCUGAAUGGAUCCUCACAGGCUCUUUUGAUAAGACUGCACGGAUUUGGUCUAUGGAAGGGAAGGCAGUGAUGACUGUGGCUGGACACACUGAUGUUGUGAAGGAUGUAGCCUGGGUGAAGAGAGAUGGUCUGAGCUCUCUGCUCCUGACCGCAUCUCUGGAUCAAACAAUCAUGUUGUGGGAGUGGAAUUCCGAACGGAACAAAGUGAAGGCUCGACACUGUUGCCGUGGACACGCAGGAAGUGUAGACACAGUUGCUGUCGACCCCACCAGGACAAAGUUUUGCAGUGGCUCAUGGGACAAAAUGCUUAAGAUAUGGUCAGCAGUGCCAACAGAGGAAGAGGAUGAGAUCGAGGAACCCAACAGGCCACGCAAAAAACAGAAAACAGAGCAGAUGGGGCUCACGCGGACUCCCCUCAUGACUUUCUCUGGUCAUAAUGAGGCAGUGUCCUCUGUGCUCUGGAUGGACGCUGAGGAGCUGUGCAGUGCAUCAUGGGAUCACACCAUCCGUCUAUGGGAUGCAGAGACUGGUGGACAGAAGAAUACAAUAACGGGGAGUAAGGUUUUCAGCUGUAUCUCAUACUCUCCACUGUGUCGCCGUCUGGCCUCGGGCAGCACUGACAGACAUGUUCUUCUGUACCACACAACAAAAAAAGACUACCAUAAAACACACAAAAUAAUGACCUUUCCAUACUAA
Messenger RNA from Cyprinus carpio (common carp), 741 nucleotides. RefSeq names its product ribosome biogenesis protein wdr12-like. Gene Ontology annotation, cellular component: preribosome, large subunit precursor; PeBoW complex. Lineage: Eukaryota; Metazoa; Chordata; Actinopteri; Cypriniformes; Cyprinidae. Gene Ontology annotation, biological process: maturation of LSU-rRNA from tricistronic rRNA transcript (SSU-rRNA, 5.8S rRNA, LSU-rRNA); maturation of 5.8S rRNA from tricistronic rRNA transcript (SSU-rRNA, 5.8S rRNA, LSU-rRNA). Bases 10 to 741 code for a protein of 243 amino acids. Gene Ontology annotation, molecular function: protein binding. The transcript is spliced from 7 exons. The record is from RefSeq and is a predicted model, not a curated record.